CUUGUCACUCAAUAUAAAUAAAUAACAAACACAUCAACAUAAAUUAGUUACUUAAAAUCUAAAUUCUAGUGGAAUGGAAAUAGACAGAAUAGAAGAAGAAGAAGAAGCAGAUAUAAAUAACAAUAUUAUAACAGACUCAGAACAAGAACUACCAAAUAGAUACAAUCAAGACAUUCCAAGGGUAGAAACUCCUCUAACAGUUGAAACUGGAACAAGAAACUUAACUGAAAUUAGACAGCAAAUCAGCAGAAGCCUUAGCACUCGUGCAGCAAAUAUACGACAAUAUGUCAGCGCUAUAGCAAGCAACAUCUCUUCGGAGUAUUAUGAAGAUAUCGUCAAGAGGGUGGCAUACAUGUGCUUUAUUACUUUAUUUAUUCUAAUUGCUAUUGGCUAUGCUUACUCUCAACCUGGUACUGGGGUGAGAUUAAAAUGGCGAAGGUCUGUCCGAAAAAUGAAACGGUUUUCAAAAGGAGUGUUCCCUGUCUUUCAAGAGUCUACUGCUGGAUUUUACCCAAUUCUCAAAGAUAUCGUUAAUGUGGCUCACGUUAUUUUGAAUCAUGUGUUUGAUUAAAGGUUAUGCAAUAAACUAUGAAUAUAUGUUUUUAUAUAAAUUA
Molecule: messenger RNA, 614 nt
Organism: Anthonomus grandis grandis
Lineage: Eukaryota; Metazoa; Arthropoda; Insecta; Coleoptera; Curculionidae
Exons: 2
Coding region: 74-571 (165 amino acids)
Source: RefSeq, a predicted model, not a curated record